This is a messenger RNA of Suillus fuscotomentosus, 3449 nucleotides long. Its product is annotated as CHAT domain-containing protein. Lineage: Eukaryota; Fungi; Basidiomycota; Agaricomycetes; Boletales; Suillaceae. The transcript is spliced from 3 exons. The record is from RefSeq and is a predicted model, not a curated record. The coding region runs from base 225 to 3365 and encodes 1046 amino acids. Gene Ontology annotation, molecular function: protein binding.
CGCUGGCAUUUACGUGUCCAUCAAUGUCAACUCGAGGAGACGCUGGAAAUCGGCCAUCAGUGUCUUAUCAUCUGAUGAAUCUGUAGCGUGGGGGGAUACCGUAACCCUGUAAAGUCCAUGGAAAUCUUCUGACGUGAUGCAAGAACUGAUCAUUGAUUUAUAGACCAUCAAAUACCUCGCCUGCAUUGUCAAUAGAGAUCAGGGCAUCCUAUGAGUUUGGUCGAAUGCUAGGCGGUGGAGAGGUCCUCGGAGAACUUGAAAUGUCGUGGGAUGAGCUACUCGAUCAUGGAGAUCACCCAUUUGAUCUAUCUUUCCCAGCCGUGCGCGGUGUCCAACCUUCCAUCACACUGAAGGUUGCUGUUGUACAUGCUUGGGACGAUCAAAACGGCGCACUGUUUGAUUCCCUCGUGGACUGCGAGAUUGCUCGAGAUACAGAUGCGGGCCACGCACGAUUUGCUGCGUACGCGACGAGCAAGACAGUCUCUGACUUGAACGAUGCUAUGGAUCAUUUUCAGUUGGUCCUGAACCAGUGUCCGGUCGGCCAUCCAGACCGCGCAAUGGCUCUCACCAACCUCGCGUGGGUUCGCCUUGUGGGCUACAUCCAAAAUGAUGUCGAAGACAUUGAUACUAUCACUUCCCUCUUCCGCGACGCCCUUGCAUUGCGUCCGCAGCACCAUCCCGAUCAUCCCUUAUCCCUAUAUAAUCUCACCAAAGCGCUGACUUGGCGCCACUCCAGGAAAAGUACUGCUGCAGACAUCUGCGAAGCUGCCCAACUCUAUCAUGAGCUACUGCCUCUCUGUCCAGAGGGCACGUACCUUCGCAGCAUCGCGGCAGGAGGAAAAGAUGUUGAUUAUGUGAUCGGCGGAUGCAACAAUCUUCCAACAGACGCAUCCGAUGAAGGCAUCCACCUUCAAAGAGUCGUCCUAGAGCUCUGUCCUCUGGGCCAUCGACUUCGUCCCAGAACCCUCGAUGAGCUUGCACGAGCAGUUAAAGCACGGUUUGAUCAGCACGGCAGCAUCGAUGAUCUUGACACGUGCAUACAGCUUUGUCGUGAAGCCGUGUCUCUGUGUCCCGAGGGACAUGCUGGCCGUGAUACCUACCUGAACAACUUGGCCUUUUCACUCGUGUCCCGCUUUGAGCACCAAGGCAAUCCUAGUGACCUCAAUGAGGCCAUCUUUAUGUAUGAAGAAGCGCUGCACCUGCGCCCUGUUGGGCAUGAAUCUCGUGAUUUAUUAUUGGACAACCUAGGGGGCGCCCUCAUCGCCCGUUUCAACGAAUGCGGCGAUAUUGAAGACAUGACCCGAGCUAUCGGCCUCUAUCGUGAGGCCCUGACGUUGCGCCCACCUGGACAUUCAUCUCGUGACACCACGCUUCACAACCUUGCCUUCGCCCUCGCGCUCAAAACCCGAUAUGGCAAAUCGCAAGUCAGCAAGGAUCUCAACGAGGCCAUUGAUUUGUAUCGCGAGUCCCUUCGGUUAACGCGGCUUGACGAUCCAGAGCGCCAUAUAAAUCUUUUCAAUUUGAGCUCGGUGCUCUGCUCUCGUUUCACGCAAGCUCAGAAGAAUGAAGAUGUUGAGGAGGCCAUUGCUCUUUGCCAAGAAUCAUUGGCGGCUCUGUCUUCACUGCACCCGGACAGGUGCUUCAGUUACAUGCGGCUGCAGGAGGCCUAUUUGUCUCGUUACCGGAUUCUACACGACCCUGCUGAUUUGUCGCUUGCAGUGAAGAAUUUCAGACUCGCAUCAAGGCACCCUACUCAGGGCUUUCCGUACCGUAUUAUAACAGCCCGGGAUUGGGUCGCCACUGCAGAGACACACAGUCAUACAUCUGCACUGGAGGCCUACAACACAUGCUUCGACCUUCUUGAUGGUCAUGUGGCAACGCGAUCAUCAACAAUUUCACGACGCGAAGCUGCUGCUGCCUUCAAGGGUGUCAGAUCGCUGCCUGUAGAUGCAGCAUCGUGCGCUAUCCGCAAUGGCAAUCUAUGGCACGCAGUCGAACUUGCAGAGCAGGGUCGUGGCCAGCAAUGGUCGCUGGCAUCUCGACUCAGGACUCCAGUUGAAGACCUUGAGUCAGCAAAUCCGAAACUGGCGCACAAUUAUUUGGAACUGAGCAAACUCGUUUCCAAUGCAGCCCAGACUUCUGCAACCAUCACUGACAGCGCUGCUGCUGAUCGGGCAGCAGUGGGGUACAGGAGACUUACAAGGCAAUGGGAAGCUGCGGUUGCUGAAAUACGUGAUCUUCCGGCGUUUUCGCGGUUCCUACUCCCACCUCUGUAUACAGACCUGCAAGCGGCAGCGCGCCAGGGCCCGGUCAUCAUCCUCAUUGCGAGUCAAUACUCAUGCAGCGCCAUCAUCGUCCCAACGUCAGGAGACCCCCAUCAUGUUUCCUUGCCAUCUGUCACUCUCGCAGAUCUGACCAAUCUCAAGGACCGCGUCGCCAGGGCAAUACGACAAGCAUCUGCCCUGGGCCCAAAAGUGCCGCGAAACGAUCUAAUAGUCCUCUUGCGGACAGUUUGGGACGAGAUCAUGCUACCCAUCGUCAACGUCCUCCAACAUGAUCUAAAACUAAAAUACUGUCGAAUCUGGCUAUGUCCAACUGCAGCCUUCACAUCUAUUCCUCUCCACGCAGCUCAUCCGUUUCGAACCAACCCAGAUGGCUCUAGGGAGCAAUGCCUGGAGGAUCUCUACAUCUGCUCUUACACCCCGACACUUUCGGCUCUAGUCAGAUCUAGACAGACGAUGAAGAAGCGUGUCACUCCAUCCUUCGUGACAAUCGGACAGGGUCAACCGGGUGCAGGGAAAGGCAAGGCGCUCUUGGCCGUCGACAGCGAGCUCGAGCUUGUCCAUAAGCUCGUCCCUGCGACGGCUAAACACACUACUAUUUCUGGGGACGCAGCCACACGAGCAGGUGCUCUCGAAGCUUUGCAAGAGAACACCUGGGUGCACCUAGCUUGUCAUGGCAAGCAGGACCCAAAGCAGCCUUACAAUUCCCAUUUCGUCAUGAGAGAUGAAAAUCUCACGCUGCUCGAUAUCAUGGAGAGAGAUAUUCCGCACGCUGAGUUCGCGUUUCUAUCGGCGUGUCAUACCGCCGUGGGGGAUGAGGAGACUCCCGACGAAGUGAUACACCUCGCAGCUGGUCUCCAGUUUUCAGGGUUCAAGAGCGUCAUUGGGACGCUGUGGCAGGUCGACGACUCUGUUGCCAAACACGUCGUCAAAGCCUUCUAUGAGAACAUGUUCCCAGAUUUGAAGGAUGGUGGUGUGAUGGACUGUACGAAGGCGGCCUGGGCACUGAACCGUGCUACGCACGCCGUGAAGACGACAGUGCCGCUGGAGCAGAGGAUGGUUUUUGUUCAUAUUGGUGUGUAGUUCUACGUCGUAUUGCUGUCGUCUGGCACGUAUUCACAUGUUGUUGAUUUGCGAUCCUUUCAUCCUGUUGUAUAAUUGAUUAGG